Vombatus ursinus (common wombat) is the source of this 1011-nucleotide messenger RNA. RefSeq names its product olfactory receptor 508-like. The transcript has 2 exons. Bases 1 to 1011 code for a protein of 336 amino acids. Gene Ontology annotation, cellular component: membrane. The record is from RefSeq and is a predicted model, not a curated record. Gene Ontology annotation, biological process: G protein-coupled receptor signaling pathway; sensory perception of smell. Lineage: Eukaryota; Metazoa; Chordata; Mammalia; Diprotodontia; Vombatidae. Gene Ontology annotation, molecular function: odorant binding; olfactory receptor activity; G protein-coupled receptor activity.
AUGUCUAUCACUAUCCACUCAGCUAUCUCUCCCCACUCACAGUGGAAGCCGCCCUUGCAUUCUUUCCAAGACAAGUCUGGCAAUAACUGCACUGCUGUGACUGAAUUCAUUAUUUUGGGGUUAACAGAUGAUCCAAACCUUCGUGUCAUCCUCUUUGUGAUAUUCUUAGGUGUCUAUGCAGUCACAUUAAUUGGUAACCUUAGCAUAAUCAUAUUGAUCAGAAAGAGCUCCCAACUUCACACUCCAAUGUACCUUUUCCUUAGUCAUUUGGCUUUUGUGGACUCUGCAUAUUCCUCAUCUGUCACACCUGUUAUGCUCAAGAACUUCCUUGUGUACAAAACCAUAAUCCCUCCUGGAGGCUGUGUGGCCCAGAUGUUCUGUACAGCAACCGUUGGGACAGCUGAGUGCUUCCUGCUGGCUAUGAUGGCCUAUGAUCAGUAUAUGGCUAUCUGUAACCCCCUACUCUACUCCACCAACAUGUCUGCUAGGGUCUACACUCUUUUACUCAUCACAUCCUACCUAGGUGGCUGUGUAAAUGCUUGGAUCUUCACUGGCUGCUUAUUGAAUCGGUCAUUCUGUGGACCCAAUAAGAUCAAUCAUUUUUUCUGUGAUUAUUCACCACUUUUGAAGCUUUCCUACUCUGAAGAUAAUCUUGCUGAUGUUCUUCCUGCUGCCUCUACUGGGUUAGUGAUUGUGAUCACAGUGUUACUUAUUCUGUUCUCUUACAUAUACAUUCUCUUCUCUGUCCUGAAGAUAAACUCUGCUGAGGGCAGAGUCAAAGCUUUCUCAACUUGCACCUCUCACCUCACAGCAGUCACUCUGUUCUGUGGGACCACUACAUUCAUUUAUGUGAUGCCUAAAUCCAGUUACUCAACAGAUGAGAAUAAAGUGAUGUCUGUUUUCUGCAUUGUAAUGAUCCCCAUGUUGAACCCCCUGAUCUACAGUCUUAGGAACAAUGAGGUAAAGGGGGCCCUGAGAAGACUGAUGAGGAGGAAACAUUCUUUUUCAUGA